AUGAGUGCUGGAGCUGAUGAGGCUGAUCGACAACAGAGACAAACUCAAGGCCUUGUCACGACUACCAACGUACCUACAACAGACGAUGCUACCGCCACCUGUGUGAUUUGCUGCGAUCCCAUCUCUGACCCCUCCGAGACCCAACCGUGCAAGCAUCGCCACUUCGACUACCUCUGCAUUGCAACAUGGCUCUUCAAAGAUCCCAGGUGCCCUGUCUGCAGAGCACCUGUCUCUAGUCUCAUCCGCGAUUCCACCCAAGAAAUCCUCUCCAACUUUGGCGAUGCAAAGUUUCCCCUCCACGUGUCUCCGCCAUCAACACACCCCGUCUCAACCAGCAGAUGGGGUCGUAAUCCAACAUCCAACGCCUCCAGGCGCCCGUACGCCCGCUCGUCAGGUGCUUGGGGGCGCUCCCCUCUUCGCUCUCGAAACGACUUCGAUCGCGCGCUCAGUCGCAGACAGGCUGUUUAUGCACACGGCCGAUUUUCAAAGCACGUCGGCUCCAACCGAUUAUCCCGAUACCGCGAACUCACCCCCCGGUUGUUCUGUGAAGACGAAGAGCUGGUAUCACGGGCGAGGAUGUGGAUCAGGCGGGAGCUUCAGGUCUUCCCCUUCCUCAGGGCACAAUCAACCGCUAGCCUGCAGGACCUCGACAUGAGCGACCGUCUAUCGUCUACGUCGUCUGCUGGCCAAAACCGACCGUCCGAUCGCCAAGAUGGAGAGGCCACCCGGAGGCGCAGAGCCCAAAAUGCCGAGUUCCUGCUCGAGUACAUCAUUGCGAUUCUAAAAUCCGUGGAUAUGAUGGGCAGUGCGGGAGAGGCUGAGAACAUGAUAUCCGACUUUCUCGGCCGUGAUAAUACCAAGUUGUUUCUACAUGAAUUGCGCGCGUGGCUCAGAAGCCCAUACACCAAGCUCGAGGACUGGGACAGGGCUAUCACCAACAUGGCCAAGAUCAACGUCAAAGUCAUCUCAGACUCGGUCUGCCCCUUCUGCUACCUGGGCAAGACGCGCCUCGACCGCGCCAUCGCCCAGCACCAGGCCGCCUCGCCCGCCGACACCGUCUCCGUCUCCUGGCAGGCCUUCUACCUCAACCCCAACGCGCCCACAAAGUCCCUGCCCCUCAACGAGUACCUCGCCAGCCGCUUCGGGCCCGACCGCAUCGGCCCCAUGCACAGCCACAUGAAGGCCCUGGGCGCGCAGGAGGGCAUCGACUUCACCUUCAAGAGCCGCACGGGGAACACGCGCGACUCCCACCGCCUCGUCAAGUUCGGCAAGGCCAAGGACGCCGAGCACAAGGUCGUCGGGGAGAUCAUGAAGAUGUACUUUGAGCAAGGGGGGGACAUCACCUCGCACGCCGACCUGGUCGCGGCGGCCGAGCGCGCGGGGCUGGACGGCGCCGAGGCUAAGGCCUGGCUGGACGAGGGCAAGGGCGGCAAGGAGGUGGACGAGGAGGUGAGCAAGGCGUACGACAUGGGCAUCCACGGCGUGCCCAAGUUCAUCGUCAACGGCAAGUACCAGAUUGACGGCGCCCAGGAGUUCUCUGUCUUUGCCGACACGCUGCGAAAGGCUGCAGCCCAAUGA
This is a messenger RNA of Clonostachys byssicola, 1578 nucleotides long. NCBI's taxonomy places the organism in Eukaryota, Fungi, Ascomycota, Sordariomycetes, Hypocreales, Bionectriaceae. The record is from the annotation of a GenBank genome assembly.